UUCACGCUGACACCAAGCGAACACUGGGCUCAUACACACACAUUCACAUACACUCACACGCAGGGCUCACUAUAUUAUCGACAGAUCCGCGUCAGGAGUACAGUCGUGGAGAGCACAUUGAAGUGUCUCAAAGCUUCUUCUGUGAGAGGAAACAAGAGGAAAACGCAGAAAAAAAAAAAGAAACAGAGGAAAUCCCCCGAAAGGAAAUGCCAAUCGCAGCCGCUGGACAGCCGACGACCCAGGAGCCUAGAGUUUGCCCCCGGCUGCCCUCCACCCCGGAGCCUGUCCCUAAAGGGGCUGAUUUAUUCGACGAGGCGGGGGCGGCGGAGUCGGCAGAGCGAACAGAGUACGGGGGCGCGGAGGGGGGCAGAGGACUCGGGGGCUAUAGUUACAGCCAGAGCGGCGCUAGGGGCUUUGUACAGCCCAGAUCCACCAACGGCUCUCCGCCGCAGUCCCCAGCCGCGUCCUCAUCUUUUCUCUUCCACUCCCUUCACCCUCACCAAAUGGCCAUGGAGCCCCCAAGGACUCGAUCGCGGUCCCGGUCAGGAUAUUACCAGCAGUACGGUGGUGGGAAUGGCACUGGAAUUACCGGCAGCGGAGUCAUGGGACCUAACCAUCACCACCACCAUCAGCAGCAGCAACAACAUCCACAGCAGCAGCACGGUGCCGGUUGCGCACCACUUGGAGCUUACAGCAACCACUCGGAGAACCUGCAGCGAGCUCCAGGAAGUAACGCCUCUCCCGGCAUUCAGAGGCUUUCUUCGGUUCCCGGAGCGCACCGCAUCCCGGCGGCAGGAGCCUCUGGCGGAUCCUACCACUGCCACCCAGACCAUGCAUUCGGAGAGGAGAGUGAUAAGAGUGAGGAAAGCCCCAGUCCAAAGCGCCAGAGGCUGUCCAGUCAGUCCGUCUUGGAACAACUAACCUCAUCCGCCCCCCCACCAUCCGCCCCAUCUCCCCCCAUCCGCCCAUGGGAGUCAGGACCCCCAAGUCGGAGACAGCCUCACCCCCACACACACUACCACCAGGAGAGAUGCCUCACCCCUGCUCGGCACAGGCGCAGUCCACCAGCAAGGCGCCAGCGUGGCCGUCUCGCCAGACCCACCCGUCACUUGCCUGCCCAUCACCACCCCUCCACCCAAGGCCCUGCACCGCGCUUGUCGCCAUCGGAACUCCAGGAUGAAAACUACCACCACAACCCCCAUCCCUCCACACACCAGACGUAUCCAACACACACGCCCAGCACCUACGGUCAGCCUCCCACAACUGGUGGUGGUGGGGCAGGUUCGGAGGAGCCUCGGGCUUUCCACCCCCCCACCUUGUCGCCACGUCUACUGCAUCCAGCUGCUCACCACCACCAUCACCUCCAUCAUCAGCAACAACAUCAUGCAGCGCAACAACAGCAAGGAGCCAUGGUCAUGGACUUGCACGAACAGCUGCAGCAGGGCAGUGUACCAGUCUCCUACACAGUGACCCCAGUCCCUCCUCACGGUCUCGCAGCACCUUUGUGUAGUGGUCAGCACCUUCCCCCUACCUGUUCCUCACAACAACAGGUCCCCGCCUGCAGUGUGGUCUUCAGCACUGGACAACACUAUCACCCGAUGCUACAGGCGUGUUCAAUGCAACAUUUGCCGGUGCCCUAUGCCUUUCCCUCACUGCUGUCCAGUGACCCUCAGUUCCUGCUUCCUCCUCCACCUCACCUUUCCCACCACCCGCCCCACCUCCCUACACCCGGACAGUUCCUGCCUUUCCAGACACAACAGCCUCGAUCGCCGUUACAGACAAUAGAAAAUGAGGUUGAACUUCUGGGAGAGCAGCUUUCAGUGGGUGGAGGCUUCAGCUACGCCCACCACCACCACCACCAUCACCAUCAUCACCACCAGCCUCCCUCCACCCUGCCGCCUUCCACACCGCUCCAGUUCCUCUCGCACCAUGACCCCCUGUCACAGGAGCUCUUUACAGUGCCCUAUCCCCACUUUAUGCCUCGCCGAUUCACAAGCCGGCGUUACCGCUCUCAGCAGGCUGUUCCCCCAUCACCCUACCAUCCCAGCUUCCUGCCUUACUUCCUGUCCAUGCUUCCUGUACCCCCGAAUGUGGCUCCCACUAUCAGUCUAGAGCUGGAUGUGGAUGAUGGAGAGGUGGAGAACUAUGAGGCCCUGUUGAACCUCGCAGAGCGUCUAGGAGAAGCCAAGCCCCGUGGUCUAACUAAGGCGGAUAUAGAACAGCUUCCAUCGUAUAGGUUCAACCCCAACAACCAUCAGUCUGAGCAAACACUGUGUGUCGUAUGUAUGUGUGACUUUGAGUCUCGUCAGCUCCUAAGGGUCCUGCCCUGUAACCACGAGUUCCACGCUAAAUGUGUAGACAAGUGGCUUAAGGCUAACCGGACCUGUCCUAUCUGUCGAGCCGAUGCCUCUGAAGUCCAGCGGGACUCUGAGUGACCUCUGACUUGUAUGAACACCCAACACCCACAAUCCCUGACUCCAUUUGACUCCCUUUUGGAUGCACCAACCAAUCAGUGAAAUUCUCUCCUUUAAUAGUGUGCCAUCGCUCACACAUUCUGCCACAUAACUGGGACCAGUGCUCCUUAAUCCUUCACUCUUUAUCCUCCAGGAUACAGAACAGUAUUUCUCAUCUGGGAUCAGCAUUUAGGGGUGUGGAAGCUUUCUACUGACUUGUGCUCACUUUAUUGCUGGACUUCCUAGGCCUUCUGUUUUGGACUACUACUCUGCCUUCUGCUCCCUUCUCCUUUCUAUGAAUGGCCUUUGCAACACACAGUGUCAUGUGCAGGUGGACAUAUGUAUGUGUAGUUUUUUUAAACUACGCGACGCGUUCAGUCUUCUACGAACGGACAGAGAAAAGACUGCUUUGAAAAACUUCUGUAUAGUUGUACUAACAAACCCUGAAAGAGAAUUGGCAGUCCAAAGAUUAUUUUCAUUUCAUUGUUUUUAUUCUGGUUAUGAUUAAGCAUUCACAUCUUGGCUUGCAGAGACUGUCAUUUUUACUAGACUCAUUUAUUACAGUUGAACCGAAUCAAUCCAUUUUAAUUUCUGUAUGUGUAUUCUUGCAUUCCUUAACAUGAGAGCAGUCUGUAUGAGAGUGAAACAAAGAUACUGUACACUGUGUGUCAAAGUGUGAGCGACUUUGGAACAGUGAAAAUAUACUUUAUUUUCUCUAGAUGUGUGUCUGGGUAUGGUGUGUGUGCAUGUGUAUGUGUGUAUAUGCGUGCGUGUGUUACUCUUCCUGUGGUAUUUAUACAAUUCAUGUGGUACCAUGUGUUGACUAAAUCCGAAAUCCUGUUUUUCCCACUCUCCUUCAGAUUGAUUUAACAUCAGACCUUCAUAGCAAAGACUUGCUCAGACAUCAAAGUUUAGGACCAGGAACAUUUACAGGGAAGUUAACACUGCUGUGUCAUGUUUCUUUGUGUUUAUGCCACAUCAUUAACACAAUCUACAACCUUGGCUCGGUCACUCCAUGCCUGCCCUUCCACAUUGUUAUUGUCUGAAGCAAGUAAAGGCUGAAGGCCUUUGAGGGACAUUUUUUUUUUUGUUAUACAAUAUUUCCUAACCACAAUGAAACAAAUCAGGACUAUCUCUGAGUCGACAUAUCCACUAAGCUCUCCUCCGAGGCUCAUUAUGUGAUUGCAGCUUGAUCUUACAGAGCUGACCAGGUGGAUGCAAAACCUUCAUUAAAAAUGUCACCGAAACUGUCAUUCAUGCUCAGUUUGCUAGUUUUCUUAUAGGAAUAAGGCCUUUGAGGACAUGUGUCUGUACCUGUCUUGGUACCCAAGCAGCGUUCUGUAUUUGUAGGCAGAUACAGAUGCAAUGUUUUCUCCAUCACUGACAGGGAACAACUUUAAAGAGACUUAUAAGGUCAUAGCUAAAUCUACUAUGUUUCACCAGACGGCGGAUCUGACACUUCAGCACUUUAAUAUGUAGAUUUAAGACCUACACAUUCUCCUUUCAUUGUGAACAAACAAACUGAUCAGUUUUUCAGUCAGUGUGUAAGUGAACAAAUGUUUGAAUGCAUUAAAAGCAAAUAUCUCCUCUUCAGCUUCUAGCACCUACAGUGUCCCAACAUGUCAACCCUUUUAUGUUGUCACUGCACAUCUGUACAUGUCCAGAGGCAUUUUUUUUAGGGUCUGUUUCUUAAUGAUAUUUUAUCUCUUUAAGGCCUAUGUCAGCAUGUCAUAAUGUAACUCCAAGAUGUUCACCUCAUGCACAGAGCAGGCUUUCUCAUGUAAUUUAUCACUAUUUAUCACAAAUGGUAUUUUGUGUCAAGAUGACAGCCUGGCAUAGGCCUUAGAGGGAUUGUGUUGUUGAGGUUGGUUGGUUGGUUUGGAAAGUUCAGCCAGGCAGGUGCAGUCUUAUAUCUGAGAUGCCUUCUAUAAAACUUCAUUUUUCAGGUACAGCUUGUAUCUGUCCAGUGUCACCACAUCAGACCAAUACAUUUGUUUAAACCAAUUUUAAAUGCAAACCAAGUGUAUCAGUGUCCAGGAAGAACGUUCAUUAUAUAACUCCUCUUCAGUGUUGUCAUUGUAUAAAGUCAUGUAAUAUCCAUGGGAAUGGAGGGAAAUUAUAUUUUCUGUCUGGUUGUGUUUUUCUUCCUUUGGGGUCAAAGGUCAUAUUUGUGACUGUAUGCAUCAAUUUUGUGUCUUAGGAUUGUUUUUGUGUCGGACAGUUUUCUGUUGCUUGGUACACUAGCAAUUACCUCAGUCCCACUAUUUAUGUCUUUUCGGAAAAUGGUGCAACCAGUAUGAUUAGUGCUUUUCGAGUCAUUUUGCUAAUGUUUUCCAUGCAAGUUAUUAAGUUGUUUAAAUAUUUUUCCUUUAAACUCUAUGAAACUCUAUCAUUAAAAUGGUGUUAUAGUAGUUUCAUCAUGUAUUAUAUCUGUAACCAAAAUCAUUUGAAGGCUUGUUAUGAUAAUGAAAUUUUUAACAAACAUUUGUACAUUUUGUAUGAGAGUUAUUACUAGUAAUACUUUAUUAAGUAGUGCAAUGAUUUUUUUAAUCCCUUACCCAUCUUUUGGAUUUCAAAAGCUGGUUCAAUAAUAAAUGUAUAAC
This is a messenger RNA of Toxotes jaculatrix (banded archerfish), 5056 nucleotides long. It is a transcript of the gene rnf38, whose product is annotated as ring finger protein 38. The record is from RefSeq and is a predicted model, not a curated record. NCBI's taxonomy places the organism in Eukaryota, Metazoa, Chordata, Actinopteri, Toxotidae. The coding region runs from base 207 to 2435 and encodes 742 amino acids. The transcript is spliced from 13 exons.